UCCUUCCCGCUGCCCCUAGUUUGGCUCCAGUACAAACUUGCUAUGCAUGCAUGUUUGUGUUAGUGUGAAGUACACACCUCCCUACAUUCAGCACUUGGAGGUCUACCCUAGAGGUCUCAGCAACAUGAGGAACCUGCAGUAUAUGAGCAGACUACUGUACCGCUCCUUCAGCACUACUGGUAAUAAUUUUGUGAAGAACAAGGUGCCACAAAACCAGAAGAUAUUCCAGGAGGACAAUGGGCUACCUGUUCACAUAAAAGGAGGCACAGUGGAUGUCCUAUUAUAUCGCUUUACCAUGGGCAUCACAGUUGCAGGAACAGGAUUAUCAUUGUACUGGCUUCUAAUUGCUUCACUGCCAAAAAAGAAUUAAUCAGGAUGCCACUGUCACUACCAGACAGGAUGUGACUGUCCAUACCAGACAGGCACCAUGUUAUGCUGCUGACAAAAAAGUAUGUUUUAAACUUCAUGUAUACUAUAAAAAUAAAAUUGUAUGUUUCA
Messenger RNA from Erpetoichthys calabaricus (reedfish), 498 nucleotides. Its product is annotated as cytochrome c oxidase subunit 7A2, mitochondrial-like. The coding region runs from base 47 to 370 and encodes 107 amino acids. Gene Ontology annotation, biological process: mitochondrial respirasome assembly; regulation of oxidative phosphorylation; mitochondrial electron transport, cytochrome c to oxygen. NCBI's taxonomy places the organism in Eukaryota, Metazoa, Chordata, Cladistia, Polypteriformes, Polypteridae. The transcript is spliced from 4 exons. The record is from RefSeq and is a predicted model, not a curated record.